GCGAGUCGGAGGGCGGAGCCGCGGGCCGGGCGGGCAGGUGCGCGCCGGCGGGAGGGCGGAGCCGCGAUGCCGCGAUGGAGCGCAGCCCGGGCGGGCACCGGCGCUGGGGCCCGAGCGCCAGGCGGAGCGCGAGCCGGAUCCGCAGCCGGAGCCCGGGCCAGGCCGGGGUUCGGGACCGCAGGGCCGGGCUGCUCGUAGCGGCGGCGACGGAGCCCCCCAGCGGCUGAGGGGCGUCCUCCCAGCGCCUGCCGGUGGCCGGGACCCUGCAAGCCCCGCAGCGGCGGAGCGCGGGGAUCCCCCGGUCAUCCAGCAUCCAGCGAACCCCAGGAAGCGGGGGCCCCCCAGAUCCAACGCCGAGCGACUUCCCAGCGGGGAGAGCGGAGACUUCCUCUGUAUUCCGAAGACAGAUCUCCCUGCGGCUCCGCGGAGACUCCCCCUCUUCGGUCUGGGCCCCCCAAGACCUAGAACGCAGUGCUCCCGGAACGGGAUUGCUGGAACCCCUCCCAAGACCCUGAUCAUUGCAACUCCACACCUCAAGACACGAAGACCCAGCUCAGAACUCCCCUAGAUUAGGGGAUCCUAAUCCCCCCCAGCUCCGGUACACAGAAAUCCCAGAUCUAGGAACCCUCACCAGCAAGAAGCCUCGGGGACCCCCCACCCCCCGCAAAGCUACGGGACCGGGGCGACUGAGCCACUGACGGCACCCUUCGCAUCCCGGCCCAUGAUUGUGGCGCCCUGAGCCCCCGGGGCCGGGCUGAUCAAGACCGAGACGGCGCCCAGGCCCCCUGCCGCGUCGUCCCCGCGGCCCCAGCCCAGGGAGAAGAUGAGUGUGGGCUGCCCAGAGCCCGACCCUCCUCACUCCCUGCCCUGCUGUGGGCCGGGGACCACCCCGGGGCCUGGCACAGGUGUGCCCCUCCUCACGGAAGACAUGCAGGCGCUGACCCUCCGCACUCUGGCUGCCAGCGAUGUCACCAAGCACUAUGAACUCGUCCGGGAGCUGGGCAAAGGCACCUACGGAAAGGUUGACCUGGUGGCCUACAAGGGUACGGGCACAAAAAUGGCACUGAAGUUUGUGAACAAGAGCAAAACAAAGCUAAAGAACUUCCUGCGGGAGGUGAGCAUCACCAACAGCCUCUCGUCCAGCCCCUUCAUCAUCAAGGUGUUCGACGUGGUCUUUGAGACGGAGGACUGCUACGUCUUCGCCCAGGAGUAUGCGCCUGCUGGGGACCUGUUUGACAUCAUCCCUCCCCAGGUUGGGCUCCCGGAGGACACAGUGAAGCGCUGCGUGCAGCAGCUGGGCCUGGCGCUGGACUUCAUGCACGGGCGGCAGCUGGUGCACCGCGACAUCAAGCCAGAGAACGUGCUGCUGUUCGAUCGCGAGUGCCGCCGGGUGAAGCUGGCGGACUUCGGCAUGACGCGCCGCGUGGGCUGCCGCGUGAAGCGCGUGAGCGGCACCAUCCCCUACACGGCGCCCGAGGUGUGCCAGGCGGGCCGCGCCGACGGCUUCGCGGUGGACACGGGCGUGGACGUGUGGGCCUUCGGCGUGCUCAUCUUCUGCGUGCUCACCGGCAACUUCCCGUGGGAGGCGGCGUCGGGCGCCGACGCCUUCUUCGAGGAGUUCGUGCGCUGGCAGCGCGGCCGCCUGCCGGGGCUGCCGUCGCAGUGGCGCCGCUUCACGGAGCCAGCGCUGCGCAUGUUCCAGCGCCUUCUGGCCCUGGAGCCCGAGCGCCGUGGGCCGGCCAAGGAGGUCUUCCGCUUCCUCAAGCACGAGCUCACGUCCGAGCUGCGACGGCGGCCCUCGCACCGCGCGCGCAAGCCGCCCGGCCCCGGGGACCGCCUGCCCGCUGCGGGGCCACUGCGCCUGGAGGCGCCCGGGCCGCUCAAGCGCACGGUGCUGACCGAGAGCGGCAGCGGCUCGCGGCCCGCGCCCCCCGCCGUCGGCCCGGUACCCGUGCCCGUGCCCGUGCCCGUUCCGGUGCCCGAGGCUGGCCUGGCGCCCCCGGGGCCCCCCGGCAGGACCGACGGCCGCCCGGACAAGAGCAAAGGGCAGGUGGUGCUGGCCACGGCCAUCGAGAUCUGCGUCUGAGCCGGCCCCGCCGCCCUCGGGCCAGGGCGCCGAGCACGCAGCCGGGCGGCUGGGGAGCAGCCCUCGGUCCGCGCUGAGCCGGUUCUGCCGGGCGGCGGGAAAUGGAACAGCCGCUGCGGCGGCGGGAGGGAGUAGUAGUAGAGUAGGCGGCCCAGGCACCCGGCCGGUCCGGCGGCGGGUGAUAGAGCCACCAGGAGACCUCGCGCGCGGCCCGGCUCGUGGGCCUUGGCCCAGAGAAGCCAAGCCCCGCAGACCCGAGGAUUCAGAGACCCCCUGACACCGGAAGCCAGGGAGCUUGCGGGCCAGACUCCCCCAUACCUCCUUGAGCCCUGGGACCCCCUAAAAGUUGCUCCUGACCUUUUGCACCCCCUGGUAGAUCAUCCUACAGUUCCUGCCCUUCUGGCCACUCCUCUGUCCCUUCUGCACCCUGGGCACAGAAAGGGACUGAAGUGUAGGGCAGAGAAGGGGCCUUGAGCCCUGGCAUGGGGCCAGGUAGUAGAGGAUCCAGCGACUGUGGGCAUGUCCUGCCCCUUUCCUGGGAGGCUGGAGGGAGAGGCCAAGCCCCUGGAAAAUGUAGCAGAAGUCUGGAUGUCACAUAAGCGUGUGUGCGGGCACAGACCCCCAAGAAUCUAGUACGCCCCUACACCCCCAUUCUGCUGAUGAGAACCCUGAGCCCAGGAGGGAGGGCCAUUGCCUUGGCCACACAGCCACUGAGUCAGGGCUCUGGUAGACCUUCCCCUUUCCCUUAUCCCCCCAAACUACUGUCCUUACACCUCUGGGGACAGAGGGCUCCAGGGCAGGGGUCUCAGGGGCCACUACAACCUCUAGGGCAGGGAAGCCCAGGGCAGGUCCAGCUCCCCCGGCAGGGCCACCUGCUGCCUGCCACAGGACCCCCUCGCAGAUCCCCCAGCCCUCGCUGCUCCAGCCGGACACAAGGCCUGGGCUCCAGGAGGCAGCGAGUUGAUUUGCAUCAGUAAUUUCUCCUGGGCUUCUCUGGGGUCAGACACCUCGACAUUGCUCUGUCAGGCUGCCCCCCCAUCUCCACAGCCCCUGGAGAAGCAGGGGUAGGAGUGUAUCUGUGGGCGUGGGGGGCGUGGAAGUGUGAGGGGGUGUGUGCGGGUGCGCAGAGCACACACGUGUGCAGCCUGGUGCAUCCCGGUGACUGUGCGUCCAGACGCCUCCAUCCCCUGCCCAGCCCCCCAAGGCCUCCUCACCAGGCAGCUGUCAAAGAGGGCGGCCAGGCCUGCAUUUUGACCACACCCCUCAGGGAAUCCGGUGAGGAGGCACCUGCAGGUUGGUCCAGGUCCCUGGGCAGCAAAAUGGAGAGGAAAGGAGCCAGCCUCAGCCAGCGCUCCCCGCCACCCUGCCCUCUGUGGAGCCCUGGGCCCGCAAUAACCUCAGUGGGUGAGGCUGCUCCCUCUGCCUGGCAGUGCCCCACCCACCAGCCGGGGCUGCCUCUACCAGGGUUCCUCCUGGGGUUCUGGAGCCUUUGAGGGGACUCCUUGAUAGGCCAGGCCUGCUACAUGGGACACCACCACCCUCUGGCCUGGAGUCCCACAUCUCCACUCACCCCUCAGUCCCAUCCCGCAAAAGGGCUAUAGGUGCCCCUGCCCUGCCCGGGUCCAGUUUACAAUCAGCGUGUGGUCGUCCCAGGGCCUGGCCUGCGCCUCGAUGCACCCGAUCCUCGAGACCCCACCUCCCCCACGGGCACGGGGCCCAAUACGCCAGGUAAGUAGCAAACCCCCUCCCGCCAAGGGCCACAUCUCAGAGAAGGCCCCACCACUGCCCCGGCCGCCUCCUGGGCCGCCCAGGCCCUCCUCUCCCAGCAGCCACUCCUCCUUCUGCCUUAGGCCUCUCGACAUCCUGAUCUCUCCUGCAAUAACAAGGAAGCGAGAUUCCACAGUCCACGUCCCUCGCCAGACGCCCUCUCCCCCUCUGUUGAGAUCCUGUGUGGGAGUUUUCUCCCUCGUCGUACUCCGUACUCGUAUCUAGGAUGUUAGAGCUCGGAGGGGACCGUAGGUACGUAGCCCAGUCCCCUCGUUUUCAGCGGCAGCAGCCAGCCUGACCCUGAGCAGGACUGGAACUGGGCCAGGAUUCUGUUCCUGCCACCGCCGCCGCCGCUGCUGCUGCUACCGUCUCUGUUGGUCGGGUUGGGACCCUUUGCCCCUUAGGAGAGGUGUUGGUCACAGAUGUUUACCUCAGUUUAUGUCAUUGUCGAAGAAACAAACAAAAAAUAGCAAAAAAUUAAUAACAUCGUAGACAUGGAAACGUAGAAGACAAAAAAAAAAAGAACAAAAAAAAAAAAACACAAAAAAACCUCCCCCUCGCGGUUCUUCUGUGAAGGUACAAUGUGUACAUGUGUGUGCGCACGUGGGUGUCUCACCCACCCUGGGGUGGGCCGGGGCGUCCCGGACCUCUGUCCAAGCCCCUGUGUCUCCCACACUGCCCCCGUCCUUCGGUGCUUCCCAGAGGCCCUCUGAGCUGGCCUGUGGGGUGUGGGGAGCCCCGUGGAUGGGAGGGGGCCACAGGCCAGCUGGAGGGUGUCCACCAGGUCCACUGAACAGAGCCCCAGGCUGGUAGCAUUCAAGCCUGGCUCGGGACCUGGGGCAGGGUCCUGGGCGGACCCCAGCCCCGGAGCCCCAGAUUCACGUCUUGCCACCGCCACCCCCACCCCCAGUAUGUGUUUGUAAAUACUCUGGCACCCUUUGGCCCUGAGAAGGUUUUUAAAUGUGUUAUCUACUUCUCUAAUCAUGACAAUUGCUAUAAAAUAAACAAAAGUUUAGAAAAAUCA
Sciurus carolinensis (gray squirrel) is the source of this 4877-nucleotide messenger RNA. It is a transcript of the gene Sbk1, whose product is annotated as SH3 domain binding kinase 1. Gene Ontology annotation, biological process: peptidyl-serine phosphorylation; peptidyl-threonine phosphorylation. Gene Ontology annotation, molecular function: ATP binding; protein serine/threonine kinase activity. Lineage: Eukaryota; Metazoa; Chordata; Mammalia; Rodentia; Sciuridae. The record is from RefSeq and is a predicted model, not a curated record. The transcript has 4 exons. The coding region runs from base 824 to 2086 and encodes 420 amino acids.